CAUUGGUUCAGCGUAUUAUGGUAUAUUGUUUAUAACAACAAAAUUUGACUUUGUGCAAUGAAGUGGUUUGGUUAAUGAUAUUUUUAAUACCUAAUUUUAAAAACACUUAUCUUUACUACUUAAACAAAUGUCGCGAUUUGUACUUAAUAAUAUCAAUUACAUUCAACCUCUAGUUCAGAGACGUUGUAGAAUUUGUCGUUCAGUAUUUUGUUGUGAAAAGUGCCGUAUUCGCCACGAACAAAAUUAUCAUCCCAAAAAGAAGUCAAUACUUGAAGAAAUGGAUUUGUGCGAUAUUUGCUCUGAAAAAACAAUGAUUUUAAUUCCAGAAAAAGGAACAGACCGAUUAAUCGAUCAUAUUACAAAGGUGCAUUUACCGGUAUAUUGCCGAAAAUGUUUGCAGGUGUUUCUAUGCCGAGAUGAUUUAACUCGCGUGUCGGACCGUUGCAUUGGCCACGAUCUAAACAAACACAAAGCUUUGGAUUACAUAGCCAAACCCGCUGUCUCCUCUAACUUACAAGUUAAAGAUCAAUGUAUCAAUGAGAAAAAACUUUCUGAAAAUAAAGACACUAAUUGUGAAAAUGAAAGGCGAACUGAAAUUGAUUUGGCCAGUGAUGCCUUGGAAGCCAGUGCUUCAACUUGUGGUCAGUCAAUGUGCAUUACAACCAGUACGCCCAUGGCAGGAGGUUUCAACACGAUACAGAGCCCGAUAGAAUCGCCUCAGGUCUCCGAUAUCGCAAGUCCGAGUAGCGACAUGGAACUUACACAAGGUGCUACAAGUAAUAUUCAUAUCCAAAAUGAAGUUGAAAAGAAGCCUGGUAUUCUGGUAAAAGGGAAAAAAUCACAAAACCGUAAAAAACAUACAUCACAUGUCAAAUUUGCUCCAACUCCUAUUAAAAAUAAUAGCAUUUGUAUUAGACGAAUAAAUAAAAAGUGCACGCCAAGGCGUAAAUUUGAAACCAAUCCUCGGUUCCUAGAAAUUUUAAAAAGCUUCGAAACUAAUAGAUUAGGUCCGAAGCCUCCGUCAAAUACUAUAAAACCUUCAGUAUCUUUGGUAUCUGUAUCAACAACAAACAAAGUGAAUUUUGACCAGAAUCAGUUUGGUAAUAACACCCCCGGAACAAAUGACUCGAAACAUCUUCAUAAGGAAGAUGAAAACGACAAUAUUGAGAAGAUCGUGCAUAAAGAAACGCCUGAAUUAAAUGUGAACUAUUGUACUAAUUGCAACAAGCAUACUCCUGCGACUGCAGAAAAAGUACCAAGCACGGCGUCCUCCUCUGCUGCGGAGACCAAUGACUUCACUCCGCAUGGAAUUGGGCUGGUCGGUGGAAAUCUUGUUCGCACCGCUUUGACCAAAAAAUUUGCCGAUUUCAAGGAAUCUCCUGAACUUUUAGACGCUAGUGUGAAUUUGAAAAGUCACGACAAAACAGAAUGGUUCACGCCAACUAUAAACUUACCGCCUCCGGCUGUGGACGAAGACCAACCAGAAGAUUCACCACUUGAUUUGCAAGAUAAUAUAUUUUCCUGUGAAAAUACAGAAGAAAAUACAUCUGGUGGAAUCUGGAACUCGGUUAAGGGCGUUGUUAAGAAUGCAUUUAUUAAUUUACAAAGCUUGGUUUCUGGAAAUAAGGAAGAUUUCCAAAAUUUCAAGCGUUCUCGAUCUGUGACCUUUGAAUCGUCAGGAGUGUCCCCACGACCAAUUUUGAAACGAAGUAGAAGUGAAAAUAAUUCUUCGCCACGAUUUUUAUAUAAUCGCCGGAUCCAACCGUCGAUGAAACUGAAAGGAAGAAAGCCGCUCCGGAAAAGACUAUAAAUUUUAUACUUAUGUUAGAUAGAAAAAUUCAUUAUCAAUAUUUAUUAAUUUGCAAUUUUAAAUUUAUAAUUUUUAUUUUAUUUGAAUUUUACCACGUAAAUCAUUCAUGUG
Molecule: messenger RNA, 1921 nt
Organism: Ctenocephalides felis (cat flea)
Lineage: Eukaryota; Metazoa; Arthropoda; Insecta; Siphonaptera; Pulicidae
Gene: fs(1)Ya
Exons: 12
Coding region: 128-1810 (560 amino acids)
Source: RefSeq, a predicted model, not a curated record